GCCCUUCUCCCAAUAGGGCGCACCCGCCUUCUAUCAACAUCCGAAUUCUAUACCGAAGCUACGCGCGACCAACGUCUGUCUCCACUAUGGCCGACCCCUUCGAAGUACGCCAACGCUUCACAACGCUCCUCUCCCACCUCUCCGCGUCGCACACGUCGCUGCAAAAAGCCGCCCUCUAUGCGCUCAAGAACCGCGAGAUGGAUGAGGACCUGCACUCCUGCAUCUUGGAACAACUCGAGCGCACAAACAUGAACACGCGCGCAAAUAUCAUGUUCUUUAUCGAGUGCUUGUGUGAGAUGGCUGUCAAGGAAAAUGGCGGAGGGGAUGGGAGCGCCAUGGGCUAUGUGAGGAUGUUGCAGCGAGACAUUCUGGCUGUGGUCGAGUGCGUUGUUGGCGAGGAGGGGGCGAAUGUUAGAGUGGUUCGGAAAGUGCUACACACGCUGCAAGCGCUGGGGAUACUGCUUCCUGAGACGGUGUCUGAGCUCGAUGCCGUGCUCAAAUCCCGCGAAGUCGAACACCCCUUUACCACGGACACGUCGCCUGCCCAUCGUUCCAAUACCCGCAAUGGUAGUGCCAAAAUGGAUAAGCGGCAGGUCGAACAUAGGAUUGAAGAAGAUCGGGAGAGGCACAAGAGACUGAGGGAAAGUAUUUGGGCUAUUCCGGGUGACGAUGAAAAGGAGAUGGAGAGGCUCUGGGCAGAGGCGAGCGAUAUUGGGGAGGACGACUUUGUAGUGGGGAAAGAAGAUCGGGAAGAGAGGAGGCAGGCUGUUGCGUUUGGUUGACAGCGGCAAAGGAAUUACUCCCGGGAAUUGUUUAAACAUAGCAAGGCGUUGGCGUUAGGGUAGAGAGAUACCACGGGUAGGCAAAAGCGCCCGAUCAUUGUAGUGUAGUCGUAUAGUGUACGCGUAUAAAAUACACCCAAGAAUUUUGACCAAUGUCACGAAUAUCUGUACACGCUACAUGCAAUGCUAUGAUACAGUGUUCUCUUACAGCUGGAUCGUUCACGCCAUCUCCCAGCUGCGUGCCUCCCCUCUCUUCUAUCCCUCCACAGUACUGUCCGAGAGGUACUGCCUACUCCAUAACAACCGUAGCUCCCAGCGCCUUAAGCGUCUCCACAAUCUUUUCUGCUUCCUCCUUAGGGACCCC
Messenger RNA from Cucurbitaria berberidis CBS 394.84, 1146 nucleotides. RefSeq lists its product as uncharacterized. Gene Ontology annotation, biological process: positive regulation of DNA-templated transcription, elongation; positive regulation of transcription by RNA polymerase I. Gene Ontology annotation, cellular component: CTDK-1 complex. Lineage: Eukaryota; Fungi; Ascomycota; Dothideomycetes; Pleosporales; Cucurbitariaceae. The record is from RefSeq and is a predicted model, not a curated record. The coding region runs from base 87 to 782 and encodes 231 amino acids. The transcript has a single exon.